Messenger RNA from Zingiber officinale, 1004 nucleotides. RefSeq names its product PHD and RING finger domain-containing protein 1-like. The transcript has 2 exons. Bases 37 to 825 code for a protein of 262 amino acids. The record is from RefSeq and is a predicted model, not a curated record. Lineage: Eukaryota; Viridiplantae; Streptophyta; Magnoliopsida; Zingiberales; Zingiberaceae.
AAAGUGACAUUAAAUUGGUGUUGAAAUGACACCAAAAUGAAUUCUGUGGUUGGAGAUGGUCUGAAAACCCUAGACAAGAGCAAGCCGAAGAUGGAGAUUGAUCUAAUGCCGCCCGAGCUCCGGCGAUUACUAAAGAGGGAGAAGGAUCGGAAGCAACGGUUCAAGCGCCGGAGAGCCCUUGAAAAGCUCCAAUUGGAGGGAGAGUGGGAAUACAAGCGGAUGUACAAGCGCCUGAACACCAAAUACGAAGGCAAGGCGAAGAUUGAAGCGGAGGAGGAAGAGGAGAAAGAGCAUACGUGCGGCAUCUGCUUUUCGGGUUCCAGGAGGUCGAUCCGCGGCCGAAUCAAUAGCUGCGACCACUAUUUCUGCUUCGUCUGCAUCAUGGAGUGGGCCAAAAUCGAGACGAGUUGCCCCCUCUGCAAACGUCACUUUGAAUCCAUCUGCCGCCCUCCGGUGCGCGGCGUCUUCCGCUUUAAGCGGGUGGUCGAUGUCCCCGUCCGCCGUCAGGUUAACCAUCGACGAGAUCUUGAUCCAUAUGAAUAUAUUCCCUGCAGUUUUUGCUCCGCUUGUGACCACAGAAGACGACUGCUGGUUUGUGGUCUAUGUGAUUUGGGUAUUCAUAGAAGUUGUGUUGGUUUGGGGGAUCCUUUACCUCGGCAGGGUAAUUGGUACUGCCCUGACUGCACUAUUUGUAAGGAUUGGCAUUCGAGACCUGACUCUUGCCUUCAAAAUGGCAGCUCAUCUCAAACCCUAAACCAGAGUAGGACAGAUGAUCCAGAAUCUAUCAGGAAAGCAUGGGAAAUGAUGGAACUUGGCUCUAGCUGAACCAUCAAAUCAAAGAUAGUGGAAACUUGAUGUUCUUGUCAUGUGUAUUUGUUGACAAACUAUAUAUUGCAUGAUCGAAAUUUCAAAAAUAGUCACUUUGUCAUGCUUGCUGUUGGCUCUAGAGUGGUUGUUUGCUAUUAAUUUUGGAAUUGAAAAAUGGGAAAAUAUGCAUUGAACGA